AUGUCCCACCAACCGCACCCCCAGUGCCAGCCGAUCUGGUCUCAGGUCUCCCUGGACCGGCCCCGCAGCCUGAGGAAGAAGCGGGGGGGGGAGCCCGAGAAACAUGAAAGUGCAGAUGAUGAGGAAGAAGAUGUGGAGAAGUUCAGAGAGAAGCUGGAAAAACAAGUAAAGCAAGGAGAGAAAUGGGCAGAGAAAGAUGACGAGAGGGUGAGAAGGGAGAUUGGACCAUGGAAGAACGAGGUAGAUGUGGCACUACACCUAUUGGAUGCAGCCACAUGUAGGCCAAGACAGACAAAGAAGAAACAGAAACAUUUAAUGAAGGCAUGCGAGGGAGCCAAAAGGCACGAAGCAAGGAAAGAGGAAGAGGAGUCAGCAGCGAAAAUAGCCCCUCUGCGCCGAGUAUAUGACCCCCCAGGGCCCCCGGGACCAGGUGGGGCAGCAGCAGCACGGACCUACACGGUCCAGCAUAUACCCUUUUCAAGUGCAGAUGUUUGUAAUUGGAGGAACCAGAAUCCCUCCUUUGAGGAAAACCCAGCAAAGAUUAUAAAAUUGUUUGAAGGGAUUUUCAAAACCUACAAUCCCACUUUUGAUGAUGUGCAGUAUCUGAUGGAUGCACUAUUAACUACAGAAGAGACCAGGCGAAUACACGCCGAGGCACGGGCUCAUAUGAGAGCAGAACAAGUGGCGGAAGCCAACAUUCCAAAUAUUUACCCCGAAAAUACACCAAAUUGGGAUUAUCAAACAAAUGAUGGCCAAAACACCCUCACUACCUAUCGCCAGUACGUGUUAAAUGGUAUGAGAAGGGCAGCCAGGAAACCCACUAACUUUGUGAAGGUCAGAGAGGUAGUGCAGGGGAAUGAAGAGGCCCCAGGAGCAUAUUUAGAACGCCUGAAGGAAGCUUACCGCCAGUAUACUCCUGUGGACCCAGAUGAGGCUGCCAACGCCCCUAUCAUAAAAGCUGCCUUUGUAGCUCAGGCGGCGGCCGAUGUCCGCCGAAAAAUCCAGAAACACGAGGGGUUCAUGGGACACACCCUUGAGUGGAUGAAAGAGGAAGUGCCCGGGGAGGAGGGCCAGUCCGCGUGGGGAGGAACCAGUGCGCCAUCUGCCGGCAGGAAGGGCACUGGAAAAGAGAAUGCCCACAGGCUCACUCAGGGGGAAGAGGACGAGGAGUACGAGGAGGACGAGUCCCAGGCUCCAUUCCCACCGGGCCCAGCUGAUUUAGGUUCCCGUGAGCCCAUGGUCAAACUACAAACAGGGAACCGAACCAUCCCCUUCAUGGUUGAUACAGGAGCUGCCCACUCUGUUUUGCCUGUACCAGUGUCCAAGCCCACCAAGCAAACGGUUAACAUAAUAGGAGCUACAGGCAAAUCACAAAGGGCCCCAUUCCUACAAUCUGUUGUCUGCCGCCUGGGUGGCCAAGUGGUCCAACACAAGUUUUUGUACAUACCAGAGUGCCCCAUCCCAUUAUUGGGCCGAGACCUGCUUUCAAAAUUGCAAGCCCAGAUCUCCUUCCAACCGACAGGCGAAGUAACAAUGACCACAGGGCCAGCAGGAGAGUUUUCCCUAGAGGUACCCUUGAGGGAACACUGGCGCUUGAUGGUGGUAAAAGAAGAGGAGGGACCCAUCCCCGCCAGUAUUCUGGAACAAGUGAACCCUGCGGUAUGGGCUGAAGGCAAUCCUCCAGGAAUGGCAAGGAACAUCCCACCUAUAAUAGUCAAGCCCAAGCCAUUUGCUAACCCUGUGGCAGUAAACCAGUACCCAAUCCCCCGGCGAGCUGCAGAAGGAGUAUGGGUCCAUUUAGAGCGGUUACUUCGCCAUGGCAUUUUAAGGCAGUGCCAAUCUCAAUGGAAUACCCCACUCUUGCCAGUAAAGAAGGAAGAUGGCGGGUAUCGUCCUGUCCAAGACCUUCGAUUGGUUAACCAGGCCGUGGAAACCCUCCACCCCAAUGUGCCCAACCCUUAUACGCUGCUGAGUCUAAUACCUCCCACCGCAUGUUACUUCACCGUGCUGGACUUGAAAGAUGCAUUCUUUUGCUGCCGCCUAGCGGAGGAGAGCCAGCCCCUGUUUGCCUUUCAAUGGACAGAUCCAGGAACAGGCACUAGGGUGCAAUAUACGUGGACCAGGCUUCCACAGGGCUUUAAGAACUCUCCAACUCUCUUUGGAGUUGCACUGGCCUCGGACCUGUCUAGCUUCCCCACUGGCCCACACAGAAUUCUGAUGCAAUACGUAGAUGAUUUGCUCCUGGCCUGUUCAGACGAGAACACGUGUAUGGAAGCCACCAAAGACUUGCUGAAUCACUUAGCCGAGGCAGGAUACCGAGUAUCUAAGAAAAAGGCCCAAAUAUGUCAGCCCACUGUGAAAUACCUUGGAUUUGAUAUAUCUCAUCAGCGGCGAGCCCUGAGGGAGGAAAGGAAGCAAGCUAUUACCCAGAUUCCAGAGCCAAAGAACCGCAGGGAACUCCGUGGCUUUCUGGGAUCAGCAGGGUUCUGCAGAAUAUGGAUACCAGAUUACAGCACAAUUGCCAAGCCUCUGCAUGAAUCCACCAGAGGAACUGAAAAAGACCCCUUUGUGUGGGGAGAAGAACAACAGCAGGCCUUUAAGAACCUAAAAAGGGCAUUACAGCAGGCACCAGCGCUAGGCAUUCCAAAUCCUGAGAAGCCUUUCUCCCUGUUUGUGGAUGAGGACCAGGGAACAGCAAAGGGAGUGUUAUGCCAGAAAUUGGGAAGCUGGCAGCAGCCCGUGGCAUACCUAUCUGAGCGCCUGACGCCUACUGAACAAGGUUUACCGCCCUGCAUGAGAGCAGUUGUGGCAGUAGCCACUUUAUUGAACAAAGCAGACAAAUUCACCUUUGGCCAAGACUGUGUGACCCCGCAUGCAGUCCCAGCUCUGCUUGACAUGAAGGGUACCUAUUUCCUCUCCCAAGCGAAGAUGAGAAAGUGUCAGAUGUUAUUGCUGCAUCCGCGUUUGAAGUUCCAGGUCACCACCGCCCUCAACCCAGCUACCCUGUUGCCGGUAGGAGAAGGUGAGGAGCCACCGCACGAUUGCAUUGAGGUUAUGGACGAAGUGUGGACCCACGAACGCACCCCGUGUGUUCUGACUGAACCCUUGCACCAGUUCGAGCCGGGUGACGAAGUGUGGAUCAAAGACUGGGCCCAGACACCUCUACAACCGUGUUGGAAGGGUCCUCACACUGUCCUGCUGUCCACACCCACUGCUGUAAAAGUCACUGGCAUCACCCCGUGGGUCCACCACACCCGAGUGAAGAGAGUUGUGUCUGACUGGUCAGCUACGCCAAAUCCUGCUAAUCCACUGAAGCUGACCAUCUCCAGGAGACCGCCAGACGACCGCCCUGCUGGUGUCACUCCGGACGCUGACACUUCUACGCACGGCUGA
Molecule: messenger RNA, 3393 nt
Organism: Podarcis raffonei (Aeolian wall lizard)
Lineage: Eukaryota; Metazoa; Chordata; Lepidosauria; Squamata; Lacertidae
Biological process (GO): proteolysis; virion assembly
Molecular function (GO): aspartic-type endopeptidase activity
Source: RefSeq, a predicted model, not a curated record